This is a messenger RNA of Sander lucioperca (pikeperch), 2696 nucleotides long. RefSeq names its product inositol 1,4,5-triphosphate receptor associated 2 (gene irag3a). The record is from RefSeq and is a predicted model, not a curated record. Lineage: Eukaryota; Metazoa; Chordata; Actinopteri; Perciformes; Percidae. Bases 1313 to 2554 code for a protein of 413 amino acids. The transcript is spliced from 13 exons.
GGGAGUUUUUGUAAUCAUCAACAUCUUUAAUAUCUUGAGGUUAGGGUACUUGGUAAUGAAAUUAUCUUUGUUCAUAGUUUACUCUAAUCACUUUGCAAACAUGAACUUAUUUAAAUCAUUAAUAGAAUAUUGGGCUUCUAUUACUGUCUAUGAAUCAAAAAAACUCAGUUUUGAAGAAAUGGAUGGAAAGAAACUAAUACUGAAGAAUACUACAUAGGAACAAAGUCGACAAGUAGCUCUUUUUUCCCCCUGUUUUAAACAGUAUAAUGAAUGAUAGAGCCUUGCUUAUUUCUUGUCUUAUGUUAAUGUAUCCCGACAACAAAAUUGUGCUUUACUUUUUCAAACAUGCAUGUGGGUUUUCCCAUUUUCAGUACUUUUAGCAAAUGUAUGUUAAAAUCUAUUCUACGGUUGACCAGAUUCUUUGCUUUUGUGACCUGAGUAUUUAACACGAGGUGGAUUAAAAAAAAUGUAUAUAUUGUCCUAUUGACCCUAGUAUUAGUAUCGCUGCUUUGGAUAUCAAUACUACUAAGAUCAGCCCAUCCCUAGUUCAGUGGCAUCUAAAGGUCUGAAAUAUUGACCAAAUGGAGCCCCCUCUAUGUUCUUGAUACAGAAGAAUCCCUCAAAUUGUAAUUAACUAGAGAUGUUUCUUGAAGUAAUCAAACUUGUCUGGCCAACACCGUCCUAGUGGUCUGGGUGUGUCCCAAAGCAGGUCUAAUAUUGUACUCGUACUGUAAUUACAUGGAUAAUGUAAAAAGUAAUAACCCUGCUGAUGACAAUGAGAUCCAGCUGACCUGAUCAGUGGGAGGCUACAGUAGUGUAAUCGGUAAACACUAUUGUACACCCCUUUGUUUGUCACUACUACAGUAAAGGUAUAUACAUCCACCAAUCAAUUUAAAGAUAAAAUAUCCCUGUGUCUUUACAGUGUUUGGAUUUAGUGCUGUGUAUAGUUAGAGUUAUUGGUACAUUUGAUUCAUCACUUGGGACAACACCAGCAUUCAUUUAUUUCAAUAUUAUUUAAAGAUAAAAACGCAGCAACAGGUACAGCCACGGCUCCCCAUGAGCCUCUUGGGGCGGAUGUCCUGCUCUGGUUUGACUGUGGAUCUCUUAAUAGGAUUAUCUAUUCUCAGUACAGGAGAAAGGCCAGGGGAGAAAAGAACCAAACACGUUCAAGACCUUGUGAGAAUGUAUUUGUGUUUAUAGCAACAAUGAAAAAUCCAGUGUUGACUGCUAAAAGGAUUUAAAUAAUUGAAUCUGGUUUUUACCUGAAGAAGACAUUUGGAUUAUUCUUUUGAAGAAAGCAUUUGAUGUAGUGAUGAACGCCCAGCCUGAUGCAGAGACAACCAACUACUGUCUGUCCACCAUGCUGGGCAGUGAGGACAGUGAGGAAGAAACCAGUCAGGAGGAGCCCUCAAUCACAAACUGGAACGAGCUGUCCAUCAUAGAACGUGUAGGCCUCAACAGUGUGGAGAUGUCAGAGAAAGAUUUGGAGACGGCCUUCUGUCAGAUCGCCCUGGCCUUCCGCUGUGAUCAGUACACCCUGAAGCAGAGGCUGCAGGCAGAGGAGCACGCCCGCAACCUGGCUGAGGAGAACAUCCAGCUGGAGCUGACCAGAGGCAGGGAGACCCUGGAGACGCUGAAAGGCCUGUGUCUGGACAGUAAGCGCAGUAUGAUCCUGCAGAGGCUGGAGCUGUCUCUGGACAUCCUCGGUGGGACUGUGGAACGAAUCUCCAACACAGCGGAGGUUCUCGGCGCUGUGCACCAGGAGGCUAGAGUGAGUCAUGAAGUUGAACUGAUGGUUGCUCAUGUGGAGAAUCUGAGGAGACAACAUGAGAGAAAUGUGGCAGAGCUGGAGGAGGCCAAGAAGACGAUCCAGCAGCAGAUCUCCCGCAGAAACAGCAUCGACCAAAGAGCAUCGCCAGAUCCAGAGGAAAGUGACAUCAGAAAGAAAUCCUCUCAUCGGAGCAUUCGUCGCAGAGUCAGCAUAACACUUAUUCCCAGCCAAAUCCAGGAGAAGAUAAAGCAAGACUCUACAGGAGAAGAUAAAACAAUACUUUUAAAGAAACAAGCUACUCCUAGAAGGUCCUUCAGCAAGGAGUCCUUCCUCACCUGCCCGUCUCCCCCCCUGAGAUCAGAGUCCAGCUGCUCUCCAAUGAUCAAUGACAACAGCUACUCAGUGGAUGACAGGCCACUGGAUCCAGAUGAAACUCCAUCAGAAGCUCCAGCUACUGAGCUUCCUUCAACUCCCAUCCUCAAAUCAGAGUACCUCCCAUCGAAACAACUGGCCACCAGAAAGAUACACGACAAAAAAUCCCCUCUGGAGACAUUGCGACAGAGACACAAAGGCAAAGCUGCGUUAUCAAAGAAAAAGGCAGACAAGGACAAAAAAAGUACAAAUAUUUACCGACAGCUUUCUGCGAGCCCGUGUGGAUCCUUGUGGAGACAUCGUCCUCUGGCUCACUGGUUGUAUCGCUGUCGCUGGGCACUCUUCUGCGUGUACCUGUUGAUGCUUUUCUGUGUCGUAACAGUGGCUUACCUUUUUCUGGAAGCUUCAUGAUGGACCACCUGGGCCAUGGAUAUACAGUCAUCAGGACGUUGUCUAAAUUCUGUGACUGUAUUGCAAACACGAAGCGUGCAGACAGCUGAAACACCUGUAGGCUAUCAGUCUUUGGAUAUGAAUAUAAAAACAUUUUAUGACA